AUGUCUAAUCAUGCUACGCGAGAUGCGACAGUCAUUCUGACCGAUAGUAACAACUGGACAGCGUGGUAUCGCCAACUUAAAAUCAAAUGUGAAUCACUAAAGAUUUGGGCACUCGCAGAUCCAGAGGGCUCGCAAGAACCACAACCAAAACCAACGCUUCCGCUCCCUCCCGUACUAUCGAAUUACGAAUCGAUCGCGACUUUACCGUCGAUUACAAGCACCGCGUCGAGCUCCCGAACCCGUGGUAACACGCAACCUUCACGACGCGACGAACCCAUCGUUGUAGACAUACCUACGCGAGUCUCCGAUCUGACGACCUCCGGACGAGAAGAAUAUCGAGAAGAUCGUGAAGACUACAAGAUGCGCAUGGAAGCGUACAGAUUCCUCGAAAAGGAAUACAAGGAGGAACAGGCAAAGUAUGAAAAACUGCUUGUUCACAUCUUAGGGACUGUGUCGCCCCAUCUGCAACUUAGUUGCUGCCACACGGGAAAUAGCGUGCGAGAAUGGAUUAAGUCACUCCAAGAGACUGUCGGAGUGGAUCCCGAAGAAGAAAGAAUCCGAGCAAGAGAAAGAUAUCUCGGAGCUCUCAGACCCAUGAGAACCCCAAACAACUGGGAACCGUGGUUGAUGGAAUACGACCAAGCAGCCACUCGGGCGGAAGCCUUAGAAGUGAGCGAGGUACGAAACACCAAGGAUGUGAUACGAGACUUCCUAGACGCCGUCACAAAAGUGGCCCCAAACUGGGUAGCCACCUUUUCUGGGCCAGGAUAUGACAAGGCAGCCAUGGAUAGGAAGAAGGUGAUGAAACUCUUCCGAGAACAUAUGAGCCAAUCCAACCCAACCAAGGGCAAGCAGAAGAGCGCUUUCGCUGCAGGAGAGGCAUCAUUUCUCGCUGGCGGUGAAUCCGACCAGGAUACACUCAGGGACGCCUCAGAUGUAUCGCAAAGAGCACCACCCGCCCAGUCACAGGGCAACCUGGGGAAACCCGGGAAGAAAAGAAAACGGGAUGGUCAAGAGACCAAAUCCAAGCAGUUCCCGAAGAGGAAUACCGCGGCAGCGGGAGAUGAAUGUCCUGCUUGUGGACAGCGCCAUAAUUUAUCAGACUGUUACUACGCAUUUCCUGAGAAAGCACCCGAUUGGUUCAAACCAAAUCGGACAAUUGCCAGGUUAGUUGAGCACAGAACAAAAUUCGAUAACGAGCUACAGGGAGCAAUGAACAGCCUUAUCCCAACCAGGAGGGAAGCACGCCUCACAAGCUCAUCUAGAUCGUCAAGCACGCCUCAGAUGAAGAUGUCACAAACACCAGACGCUCAAGUUGGCUGA
Bipolaris sorokiniana ND90Pr is the source of this 1323-nucleotide messenger RNA. RefSeq lists its product as uncharacterized. NCBI's taxonomy places the organism in Eukaryota, Fungi, Ascomycota, Dothideomycetes, Pleosporales, Pleosporaceae. The transcript has a single exon. Bases 1 to 1323 code for a protein of 440 amino acids. The record is from RefSeq and is a predicted model, not a curated record.